CCCCCCGGUCGGGCUGAGGAAGAAGAUAAGGGAGAGAAAAAAAUAAAAAGAAAAAGAAAAAGGUGAGAGGAUGACAUGUGAGGUCUAUUGGUGGCAAGUGGGACCCUCAUUAACGGUGUUAUCCUGCCAUCCAACCCGUAUUCUCAGUUCCUUCAACCAAACAUGAAAUGAGUUCACUCUGUCCCCAAAAUCAGAAGUGCAACUAAAUAAUUGAUGGGUCGGCUCCGGCCCCAAAAUCUGGAUUGGAUCCAACCCAAUCCAUUAAUCCCGCAACCAAACACACGAAUAGAGGGCCGGAGGGGGCGAGGGGCGCGUGCCGUCGACCACAGUUGGAAAUGGUAGGUAGGUCAACCUCGCUCACCGCCGAGAAGCGUCGCCCGGCACGGUUGCCGUGGCGCGCGGUGCCACACUGCAGACGAUAUAUACAUGAUGCAACCCAUGGCCGCCGUGCGCUGGAGUUUGACUCUACCCGGACCGACAUUCUGCCGGUGGCCUCCGACACCAAGACAAUUAGACAAACACCGCGGCCUCACGCCGACCGACGCGGUUUCCUCCUCCUCUGGGCCGGCCUCUCCACCUAUAUACUCACACGCCACGCCCACACGGCCUCCCCUCACUCAUCAUCUGCAAGCUCUAAGUUAGUCUGAAAGGGAAAGCUAGCUAGCUCGAUAUAUCAAGCCAUGGACGCCAUCUCGUGCCUGGCGCCGCCGGCCGCUCUCCUGGCCACCUCCUUCGCCGACGCCGCCAUCGCCCGCGCGCUCCACUUGUCCAUGUCCUCCUCCUCCCUUUCCGCGCCAGCGCCGCUGCUCGCCGCCGCCCACCCGCCGCCGGCCUACGCCCCGCACCUGACCACCUGCGACUCCGUGCUCGUCACCGAAUCCCCGCCUGGCGGGCGCCGCAGCCACCAGCAGCAGCUGCUGGCGCCGGCCGGGCGCCGCGCGGGGAAGCGGCGGUCGCGGGCGUCCAAGCGCGCCCCCACCACGUACAUCAGCACCGACCCCGCCAACUUCCGGAUCAUGGUGCAGCACAUCACCGGCGUGCAGGCCGAGCCGGGCGACAUGCUGCAGCAGACGGCGGCUGACACUAAGAUGCUGGUGCUGGCAGCGGACGCCAGCGCCGCCGGACUAGCGUACGGGGGGGACCAGCUGCUGCCGAGCGCGGCGGCCGGCGGAGACGAGGCGGCAGCGCUUCAUCAGCAGCCGUGCUUCCCGACGCUGGACUCGUGGAACGUCGCCAUGUACGAGAGGAGCGAGCUGCUCUGACUGCAGUUAAUUGCUCAGUGCUGUUGAUGAUUAGUAGUAAUUAAUUAAUUAAUUAAUUAUAGGACGUACUGUCCUUAGCUGCCUGCUAUCCAGCUGUUGCAGCAUGAGUAUGCAGCUGUCACAACUCUGAAUGAACUACUAAGCCAGCCCAGCUUUUACAUAGUCA
Molecule: messenger RNA, 1428 nt
Organism: Panicum virgatum (switchgrass)
Lineage: Eukaryota; Viridiplantae; Streptophyta; Magnoliopsida; Poales; Poaceae
Product: calmodulin-binding protein 25-like
Exons: 1
Coding region: 681-1262 (193 amino acids)
Biological process (GO): response to osmotic stress
Cellular component (GO): nucleus
Molecular function (GO): calmodulin binding
Source: RefSeq, a predicted model, not a curated record